Molecule: messenger RNA, 1371 nt
Organism: Entamoeba invadens IP1
Lineage: Eukaryota; Evosea; Mastigamoebida; Endamoebidae
Product: phosphatidylinositol-3,4,5-trisphosphate 3-phosphatase TPTE2, putative
Exons: 3
Coding region: 1-1371 (456 amino acids)
Biological process (GO): phosphatidylinositol 3-kinase/protein kinase B signal transduction; protein dephosphorylation; phosphatidylinositol dephosphorylation
Cellular component (GO): plasma membrane; nucleus; cell projection
Molecular function (GO): protein tyrosine phosphatase activity; phosphatidylinositol-3,4,5-trisphosphate 3-phosphatase activity
Source: RefSeq, a predicted model, not a curated record
AUGGCAUCCAUGCUUAACAUUGUCAAGACACAAGUUUCACAAGACAAAAGACGGUUUAUCGACGACCAGUUUAACUUGGACUUGACGUACAUUGACGACAGAAUUAUUGCGAUGGGGUAUCCUGCGUUUGGUAUGGAGGCGUACUAUAGAAAUGAUAUGAACGAUGUCUCAGAGUUUCUCAACCAAAGGCAUCCAGGGCACUACAAAGUGUACAACCUCACAGAAAAUCCAUACGACGCAAAACCGUUUCAUGACAACGUGAAGUGGUACCCAUUUCCAGACCAUCACAACCCAACUUUAAUUGUGUUGUGUCACAUUAUAGAAGACAUGGCGAGUUAUUACUAUAGUGACCCUUCAAAUGUAGUUGUUGUACAUUGCCUUGCGGGAAGAGGAAGAACAGGAACUAUUAUAACAUGCUUCUUGCAAUACAUCAAAAAGUGUAAUUCACCGCAGGCGGCGCUUGCAAAAUUUGCUGAAAAGCGAUCGAAAAAGGGGAAAGGCGUUUGUAUGCCAUCACAGACAAGAUACGUCGAGUACUUUGGCGAGUUGUUAUCAAGGCAAAUUUUGUUUGUUGGACGUACAAUUUUGGUUGACUCGAUUAAGUUUGGGCCAUUACCAGAAAUGUCUCGAGCGAACGCGGUGUCAUAUGUGUUAGAAAUUAGCGAUAUCGAGAACUAUUACAAACCGUUUUUUAGUGUGAGACCACUUGUAGACACUUCACCAACUUAUUCAUGCAAUUUUUCCGAAUUAACUAAUGUCAUUCAACUCAAUUUAGACCCCCCUUUACCACUAAGUGGUGAUGUCAAUGUUCGAGUCCGACUCAUCAAUUCAAACCCAAGUUAUGGCCAUACUAUCGUCGCUCGAGUAUCUUUUCAUACAUUUUUUCUCGGGAACGAAUCCCUUGAAUUCACAUCGAAACAAAUCGACAUACGAAACCCAUUCAAAUCGAAAAUACCACAUUCAAUCACUUUUGCUCUCACUUACAACGACUUCGCAACACCAGUGCCACUCCCAGAACACGAACAAAACUUUUUACAACAGUUCUAUGCUAAGUACGCACCCAAAAAAUCGUUUGUCAUUGGCGCAAGAACAAAGUCGAAACAUGACUCGGUCACAGUAACUCCGUCUGGAGUAAACCUCAAUUUAGCACUAGGACUUCUUGAUUCCCCAAGGUCAUAUUCAACGUCAACAACUCCACCAGGUGGAGGAUCGUAUUCCCCAAGCCAAAACUCGUCGCCAACUUCUCAACAAGACCACCCCGAACAAAUUAACCAUUUCAAAGCAAAACAGUCUAGACCCCCUAGCUGCCCCGUCUCUCAAAAUCCGGAAAAGAAGAAACAGAACGUUGUGUUGACAAAACUCUUUAAAUGA